AUAUUUGCAUGACGAAGUUGCUGCAGUUGGUGAAAGAAGGUUUUGAAACGAUAAGUCAAGAUGACUGGAGUGCAUACUGCCUCCAUGUGGAGAAACUUGAAAGAGAAUAUUGGGUUAAGGAUGGGGUUAUGGAAGACAUAAUAGACGCUAUAGUUAUUAAUUUAGAAAGUGAUGACGACGAGGACGACGACGACGACGACAGUAAUGAUAGUGACAAUGUUGAUGAUGACCUCUAAAAUACGAUGU
Messenger RNA from Schistocerca americana (American grasshopper), 246 nucleotides. RefSeq names its product calsequestrin-2-like. Bases 9 to 236 code for a protein of 75 amino acids. Lineage: Eukaryota; Metazoa; Arthropoda; Insecta; Orthoptera; Acrididae. The transcript is spliced from 2 exons. The record is from RefSeq and is a predicted model, not a curated record.